AAUCGAGCAAACAUGGGCAUGUAUUCACACAACUGACAUCGAAGUCAAAUUGAUUCAUGGAUUGCAAAAAAAUUGGCCUAAGAUUUACACACCUGCACUCGGUCCGCAUAGAUGUAUAUACAUUUGAAAAUAUGUAUAUGAAAAAGUUUUGGGUGUUGCAAUUGAAUUGGUGAUGAGAAAUGGAUCUCUAAGGCUAGUUUCUUGAAUACUUCAGCUUUGGAACUCGUGCAACACCUAUUUUGCUUCAGUCAAUAAAGAAGGUUCUGAUAUUUGAAAAUCUGCAUCAUCAGAUGAUGUUUUAUGCAGUAUUUGGAUAAUAUGCAGAGAUUGGGUUUAUUAACCUGUGAAAUAUUUUUGGACGUGGUUUUUUGAUUAUGUUCCUUGUUCACGAGCGGAUUUGAAUCAUCUGAUCAAACAUUGAGAAAUCUUGUUGGAAUUUUCUCAGUUGCCGAGUAGACUAUACAUAAACUAGCGCACACGUCCAGACAUCUGAAAAUCAUGCAGUCAAGGCAUCGUAAUGGUCCAGGGAAAGGGUACAGAUCUAAUGCGACGGGGAUGGGCAGCGUGGCCGUUGGCUCCCAUAGUUUGCCUGAAGGAACAACAAGAGGUUCUCGGAUGUAUAAUUUGAAAUAUAGGAACUAUAAUCGUGGUUCCCAAGGACGUGUUGGCCACUCAAAGCAGUUCCAGCUACCACUUGAGACUGACAUUUUCAUGGAAGCUGGUAAGUUGGCUGCUGAGUAUUUGGUUUCUAAUGGAGUGCUACCAUCAAAUGCAGUCUCAGGAAAGUGGCAAAAUGGUGUCUUGAAGAAACAGAUAGAUUCCUGUUCGAUGGAUGCUCCAGGGGAUGUAGGACCUGGUGCGAGAAGACACUGUGUUGAAUAUAAUUCAAUGGGGUCGAGAAGCUUUGCAAGAGUAAGUACAGGAGCUGAGUCCAACCAUAACAUUGGAAGAAAGAAGCCAUGGUCUGGUAGGAAUAGGGAUUCCUCCUGUUUGGAGGCUGAAGGGGCUUCUUCUGGACAUCUUGUUGGGCAGCCUGUGGAUAAAGAAGGAGAUGGUGGAGGGAAGACUUCAUCUCCUGGUGAAUUAACUCAAGAAAGUAACAAUAUGGCUGAUCCUGAGUCUGGUGGUGCUUGUGCAAAAACAAGGUGUUCUGACAAUGAGAAGGAUCUCCAAUCAAAUGCUGACGAGGAAGUCAUUAAAGACUCCAAUGAGGAGAGCCAAUCAGGAACUGGGGAGGCUAAAAAGGGAUGCCAUGACAUUGAUUUGGAGCAAAAAGAGGGCGAGAGCACGGAGGUCACAGCUUCUGCAGAGAAGGAUUUAGAGAGCAAAGAUGAUAUUGACUCAGGGAUGCACUGCGAAUUUGAAAAUGUUUCCACUAAAACUUAUUCUUCAUCAUCUAUUAGAGGUAUGCUGCUUGAUCCGAAUCCUAUCACUGAAGACGAGAACAUAAAUAAGAAUAAACUUUCUGAAGGCUCUGGAUUGCAUGCCACAGAUAUGCUCAAUGAUAGUUCUGCUGGUAUUGCUUCUUCUGGUCAAAGUCAUGAAUUAAAAAGCAUCGACUCUGACAUUCUGAAAGGUCCAACUGUGGAGGAAAAUGUGGGUGUUACACGUGUUUCGAGGACAGGACUGUGCUCAAAGGCUAGAUCUUUUCUUGACAGAUCUGUAUUAAACGAUCAAGAAGUGGAUAAGGAGUUGCAGGAAUUUCGAAGGUCCAGCUCCAUGUUUAUGGAAAGUGGCGAAAAACGAGCCUUAGUUGCUAGCUUUGAUGGUAGGGAGGGAACUAAAAAACUUAGAGAAUGGGCUCCCUUGAGAACUCGAUCUGAUGACUGCUUGCCUCGUGCUAACUCAAUGGAAACUCAGCAUAAUUCACACAAGCCAGAAACUUCAAGCAGUAAGCAUGUAAUUUUGUCUCCUGAUCAGAAGAGUUUGUGUAUUUCACUAUUUCCAAAAGGUCAUGCUGAAUCAUGUCAAUACACAGAAGAGAAACAGCUAUUUCCGGGCUCUUUUAAGACUUUCGACCUUAAUCUUAUUGAGACUUGUGAUGGGAAUGAGAAUAUCACUGGAAGUGCAAAAUUAGAAGCACCUAUUGAUGUUGAUUUGUCUAUAAGUAAUUGCUAUAGUCGCGUGUCUAAUAAAAAUGGUAAGCAUGGAGUUGAUGAUAAAGACAUUGAGGUGAUUGAUUUGGAAAUUGAUUCUGUGUAUGAAGACAAGACCUUCACUCCAGAGAGAAGAGCUGAUACUGUAUUUACUGGCCCGGAUAGCUUCCCUAAUAACGUACACGAUGCUAAUGAGAUUCCUGACAUCCGAGAUGGUUAUGGAUUUGUGAUGUCAGAAUUGCUUGGAAAUGAUAGACCUGAAUGUUCUUCUGUACCCACAGAGUUGGAUUCUCAGCACAAUGAUUUGGGCCUUCAUAAUGGAGAGGGGACUCUUUAUGAUGAUGACCAGAUAUAUAUGUCUCUUGGAGAAAUACCAUUCAGCUUUCUGAAGGACUGGGAGCGGCCAACACAGGACCAUGGAAAACCAUUUUAAGUGGUCGUGUAUCAGAUGUUGCUUCGUUAUUCCUGAACUCAUUUUGAAUACAACAGUUUCAACAUCUUUGUUAAACUGCAAAGUCAUCUGAUCGUGUGGUAUGAUUUGCUCGUUAUGGAUUUGUGUAUGAAUCCUUCUGUUGGAGCUUUCAAAGAAUUGAGUUGUCAUUUUGCUGAUCUAUUUCACUAGCAAUAUGGUUCACUCCCAUUUUACUAAUAUUUAUUGUCAAAAAUAGGCGGUGACAAUGCCUUUGUGAAAUGAUAAUUUAGCAUUUACGCCCUAUUGUAAAAUCGCCUUUUGACUCAUCUGAGAUAUAAAUUGAUUGCAGGAUCGACCUUUUUUUGUU
Olea europaea var. sylvestris is the source of this 2875-nucleotide messenger RNA. RefSeq lists its product as uncharacterized. Bases 499 to 2529 code for a protein of 676 amino acids. The record is from RefSeq and is a predicted model, not a curated record. NCBI's taxonomy places the organism in Eukaryota, Viridiplantae, Streptophyta, Magnoliopsida, Lamiales, Oleaceae. The transcript has 5 exons.